AUGUCCAUCCUAUCCCGUAAAAAAGAUCUCCUCUACCUAACCUUCUUCCUAAUCCACAUCCCCGUAAUGUUCUGCGUGGACCUCACACCCCUCUACCCAGAAUCCCUAAAGCCAACCUUCAUGACCACCCUCCGAACCUGGUACAUCCAAACCUACCGCGAUCAAUUCUUCGUCUCUCCUCCCGCCUGGUUCGAUUUAUACAUGUACAUGGAACUGCUCUACCACCUUCCCCUUUCCACCUGGGCGAUAGGAGCUCUACUACGCGAUGACCCAAAAGUCCCCAUCCACCUCCUAAUCUACGCCGUACAAACCGCAAUCACAACAGCAACUUGCAUCGCAGAUUUCCUCUCCUGGAACAAUCUCAGCACCGACGAGAAGAUGGGUCUGGGACAGCUCUAUGGGCCUUAUAUUGCGCUUUGUAAGUCCUCUUCCUUCGUCAUAUCGUACAACGCCAGUCACAUCUAA
This is a messenger RNA of Ramularia collo-cygni, 465 nucleotides long. RefSeq names its product related to integral membrane protein. Bases 1 to 465 code for a protein of 154 amino acids. The record is from RefSeq and is a predicted model, not a curated record. NCBI's taxonomy places the organism in Eukaryota, Fungi, Ascomycota, Dothideomycetes, Mycosphaerellales, Mycosphaerellaceae. Gene Ontology annotation, cellular component: endoplasmic reticulum. The transcript has 3 exons.